ACUUUCGAGAAUAAUCCAAAAUACUAAAACCAUAUCCUUUCAUAGCUUUACUCUCUCUCUCUCUCUCUCUCUCUCAAGUCUGAAGUAAAAAGAAAUUGAGAAUAGUGAUACAUGGCUGUGUACAAAUCAGAAGAUGAUUAUGAGUACCUCUUCAAGCUGGUUUUGAUUGGUGAUUCUGGAGUGGGUAAAUCCAAUUUGCUCUCGAGGUUCACGAGGAACGAGUUUAAUCUGGAGUCCAAGUCUACUAUUGGGGUAGAGUUUGCUACCAAGAGUUUGAAUAUUGACGGGAAGGUCAUCAAGGCUCAGAUUUGGGACACUGCUGGCCAGGAAAGGUACCGUGCCAUUACUAGUGCUUACUACCGAGGAGCCGUUGGUGCUUUGCUAGUCUAUGAUGUCACUCGCCAUACAACAUUUGAGAAUGUGGGAAGGUGGUUGAAGGAGUUGAGGGAGCACACAGACCCUAACAUUGUGGUCAUGCUGAUCGGCAACAAGUCAGAUCUUCGACACCUUGUUGCCGUUCCAAUGGAGUACGGAAAAUCAUUUGCAGAGAGAGAGUCCCUCUACUUCAUGGAAACUUCUGCAUUGGACGCAACCAAUGUGGAAAACGCAUUUACUGAAGCUCUCACCCAGAUAUACCGGAUUGUGAGCAAGAGGGCAGUUGAGGCAGGUGAUAAUGGAAGUGCUUCCACUCUUCCGUCUAGAGGACACACAAUAAAUGUUGUCAAACAGAACGACUCAGUUCUGAAGAGAAUUGGGUGCUGCUCAAACUAGGAUUGCUCCUCAAGCAAGUGCCAGGAUUUCAUAUUGAAAAACACCUUGCCUCAAUAUUAUUAAAUGUGGAAAACCCUAAACCACCCAAAUAUAAGAAGAAAGCAUUAGACAUACCAUAAUCCAUUUGUACCUCAACACCUAUCUCAUCACCGCUCUACACUUAAGCCACUUGUGCCAGGCCCGGGACAGAACCUAUGCUUGGAACCUCCAAAUACAACCUCAACUCCUGGAUGGGCCUAAGGAAAAUGUUUGAAGUACAUCCUUGGAUUCCUUGCUAUGUAUGUGUAUCUGCUAUUAUUGCUAAACAGUAGCUUCAUUCCAUGAAUAUGUAUAUAUGUGUAUAUUUUUGUAGAUAACUAGUAAAUGAUAUAUUAAUUCCAGACAAACUCUUCCGGUGGUCAA
Messenger RNA from Alnus glutinosa, 1173 nucleotides. Its product is annotated as ras-related protein Rab11D. The transcript has 2 exons. The record is from RefSeq and is a predicted model, not a curated record. The coding region runs from base 112 to 771 and encodes 219 amino acids. Gene Ontology annotation, molecular function: GTPase activity; GTP binding. Lineage: Eukaryota; Viridiplantae; Streptophyta; Magnoliopsida; Fagales; Betulaceae. Gene Ontology annotation, cellular component: endosome.